Fusarium sp. VM40 is the source of this 2778-nucleotide messenger RNA. The record is from the annotation of a GenBank genome assembly. Lineage: Eukaryota; Fungi; Ascomycota; Sordariomycetes; Hypocreales; Nectriaceae.
AUGCCCCAACGGUCUCAGGAGGCCAAGCAAGGGAGAAUAUUCUUAACACGCCACCUGAUUCACCAUGUCGCAGUACACGCAAUCAAUGCCAAGAGGGCCCUUUAUCUUUUGCUGUCGACAUUGAACCAAAACCUGCGCCGGCUUCCCGUCUUGGCUUCCACAUCUCUCGGCCUGAAGAGCUUCAUCUGUCACUUCAUCAUGGUGGAAGCGCCUUCGCAUUUGGCCCUUGCGGCUAGACUUCUCCCGGUCUUCUUUUCUUUUCUUCUUUUCAGCGCUUUCGCCGUUAAUCAAAUCUGGACUUACGACGAUCCCCAUCGAUGCAGGGCGCUACUCGGUGAGAGUGAACGAAAUGGAAGCUGGCUCCAUAUCCCCGACGAGGCGGGUGCUCGAAAGCCCUUCACCAAUUGGCAGCCGGACGGAUGUAUGCUGCAUCACUACACAGCGGAUGAGAUUAAAGAAUGUAUGGGUGAUCGACACAUGGUCUUCUCGGGAGACUCGACAACGCGACAGGUCUACUGGGGCAUGUCGAGGCUGUUGGAUCGUGACAAGUCAUUGGAAGAUCGCGAAAAGGCAAAACCUCACAGGAGCUACAAUAAGACCUACGGCGGUUUACAACUACUGCAUAUUUGGAACCCGUACCUGAAUACCAGCAAAGCCAUCACGAAACAGAUCAAGAUCGUGACCAAUCAAAAGCACAGUGAGAUCGACCACGAAGAUGCCGAGAGUAAAGGAAAGGGCCAGCCAGGUCUCAUCAUGCUUGGCGGUGGAGCUUGGUACGCAGGUAACUACUACGCCAACCAGUCCAAAGUGCACUUCCAAGAAGCCUUCGACAAUAUCACCGAACUUCUUGACUUCGGCGAUCUCCCCAGAUUCGGCACCACACCCUUGGAUCCCGUCGAGGGUGUCGGCAACGAAGUCUUCAUUGCUCCUAUAGCACCUCCGUACUACGACGAACUUCCUGCUUAUCGAACAAAGCCCAAAGGGCUCCAACGGGGAGAAAUCGAGACCAUGGACGAUAUCAUGUAUGAACGGGAGGACAAGCAGAACCUUCGCUUGCUUCGGGCGUUUCCGCAGUUGUCCGUCAAUCAACCCGAGGCUAUCGUCGACAGGACAGAUACUGGACUCCACGUCAUUGACUCGGUCGCCGAGAUCAAAGCACAGAUAUUGCUCAACCUACGAUGCAAUGCCAAGCUCGACAGGACGGCUGGCUAUCCUUUCACUCGAACUUGCUGCACAGACUACGGCGGCAAACCUUGGGCUCAACUCGCCAUUGUUGGUGGUGUAGCCAUCUACGCCGCUCUGUGCAUCUUUUUCGAAGGCAUCAGUCUUGUCUCGUCUGUUGAUUUCAAAUGGCUCAACAUCAAGGUUGGCAUUUUCGCCAUUGCCUUGCUCUACUGCUACUCGGCCGACCGCACGCAGAUGUUUGCCAAGGGCAUGAAGGAGUUUGUCCCAACAGAAUUCUAUCUCCUCAGUGGGCUUUGUGCCGUUAUAGGAGUACUGACCUUUCGAAAAACCAAUACCCGCGCACCUCGUCUUCCCAGCAAUGGGCAAGGGCCUGCUAUAGCAGUACAAGAAGAUGCGGGAAUCCUCUUUAGAGACCAGACCGAAGAGUGGAAGGGUUGGAUGCAGGCGGUUAUUCUUGUCUAUCACUGGACAGGAGCUUCUCGCAAUCUUCCCAUCUACAUAUUCAUCCGUCUACUCGUUGCGGCGUAUCUCUUCCAGACUGGGUACGGACAUACCAUCUACUUUCUUGCCAAGAAGGACUUUUCGUUCCGUCGCGUUGCGAGUGUUUUACUUCGCCUUAACGUGCUCAGCUGCGCCCUCCCGUAUGUCAUGGGAACUGACUAUAUGUUCUACUACUUUGCGCCGCUUGUUAGCUUUUGGUUCCUCGUGGUCUAUGCCACCCUGGCCAUUUGCUCUGGAUUCAAUGAUAGCACCCGAUUUGUUGUUAGCAAGAUCGGCGUAUCAUUUGCUAUAAUCACAGUUGUUCUCAAUUUUACACCAGUCCUCAGCUGGGUAUUUGCAAUUCUUGAGACCAUCUUCCGCAUCAAGUGGGAUCUUGACGAGUGGAUGUUCAGAGUGACGCUGGAUGGUGUCAUUGUGUUUGUUGGUAUGCUCGCAGGUAUUGUCCAUCAACGGGUCAAGCGUGAUUCUGCAUGGUAUACCAACUACCACUUCGCCAUCAUGCCUUCGAUACUGGCCAUCGUGGGCUUCAUAUAUCUCUGCGCGAACAUCGAAAGCAAAGACCUUUACGUCGUCGUACAUCCGAUCAUUUCAAUUGUACCCAUAUUCGCCUUCAUCGCUAUCCGAAACGCGACGACACCCAUGCGAAACAUGUUCUCCAGCACAGCGGCAUGCCUAGGACGAUGUUCCCUCGAAACUUUUAUCCUGCAGUUUCACAUCUUCCUGGCCGCCGAUACCAAAGGCGUUCUUCUACUGGAUGCCUUCAAAGGCGACGGCAGUUUGGUCAACGAUCGAUGGCGAGAUCUCGCAGUCCUUGUGCCUAUCUUCCUCUGGAUCAGUCAUCUAGUAGCAGAAGCAUCUAACAAGAUAGUCAACCUUGUUUUAGGUCCGGCUCCGGGGAAGUCAGUUGUUCAGGAUGGAGAAGAGGAUGAAAGCCAACUUAAGAUUAUUGAGCCUCUGUGGGAAAGUAUGCCAAUACUGAACAGUGAGCAUUUGCACCGUGCUAGAAGCCUUUGCAAAGCCAUCACCGCAGGUCUCCCUCUGCGAAUUGCACUCAUUUUAGGGGUCAUGUGGCUUCUCAACUUGUUGUGGUGA